AUGUCGAGAAAAAAAAAAAUUCCUAAAACUGUUAAAAAAAAUAUAAAUAGAUCAUUUGGAUUAAAUUCUAUUGAUAUGAAAAAGAAAUCAAUUAAAAUUAUAAGCUAUAAUGAAUGUACUGAAAAAAAAUCAAAAAUUAUUUCAAAAGAGAAAAAAAUAAGUAGUAGAAUUAUUAAUAAAAAUAAAGUUUCAUAUGUUAAUGAAAUUGAUGUUAAAACAAACGAAUUAUCUGAUAUAAUUCAACAAAAAAAAGUUCCAUUAAAUAGAAGUUUCAAGGAAGUUAGAGAUAUUAAAAAUGAAGUUGUAAUUAAAAAAGAAAAUAAAAAUAACAAAGUAUUAAAGUCUGUAGAGAAUAAACUAUCAACACUACAAAAAGAAGAAAAAGAUGUUGAUGUAGUAAAUUUAUUAUUUAAUAAUGUUAUUGAAAAUAGAAAUUUUAACAACGUAGAUUUGGAAAAAACUCAAUUUUCAACCUCACAAACAAGAGAUGAUGAUAAAAUAGAACAAGAAAGUACUAAUGAUGAUAAACAAGAUAUUGAAAGGUAUGAAUCAUUAGCUGAAAUUCAAAAAACAGAUAUAUAA
Messenger RNA from Strongyloides ratti, 582 nucleotides. RefSeq lists its product as hypothetical. NCBI's taxonomy places the organism in Eukaryota, Metazoa, Nematoda, Chromadorea, Rhabditida, Strongyloididae. Bases 1 to 582 code for a protein of 193 amino acids. The transcript has a single exon. The record is from RefSeq and is a predicted model, not a curated record.